Messenger RNA from Prunus mume (Japanese apricot), 877 nucleotides. The record is from RefSeq and is a predicted model, not a curated record. NCBI's taxonomy places the organism in Eukaryota, Viridiplantae, Streptophyta, Magnoliopsida, Rosales, Rosaceae.
AAAGAUGGCAUAUUAUUACUUUAAGAUGUACCAUCUUCUGGCUCUGUACCUGAUCUCAUGUGUUGUUCCUCUUUCCUUAGCACAAGACUUCAAUUUGCCAUUCAAAGCUGUGAAUCUUGGGAAUUGGCUUGUUACAGAGGGUUGGAUGAAACCUUCUCUCUAUGAUGGCAUUCCCAACAAUGACCUUUUGGAUGGAACACAAGUUCAAUUCAAGUCCACAAAGCUGCAGAAGUAUAUUGCACCAGAAAAUGGGGGUGGCAGUGGUUCCGUUGUUGUUGUCAACCGCGAUUCGGCCUCUGGUUGGGAAACUUUCAGGUUGUGGAGGAUUGAUGAAUCGUCUUUCAAUUUUAGAGUGUUCAACAAGCAGUUUGUGGGAUUGUCAAACCAAGACCAGGGAACCGGCCUAAUUGCAGUUUCAGAUUCACCUGGAAACACCGAAACAUUUCGGAUUGUAAGGAAUGAUGGUGAUCGAAAUAGAGUUCGCAUUCAAGCAUCCAAUGGUUUAUUUCUACAGGCAACAUCAGAGACACAAUUGACUGCAGAUUAUGGAGGCUCAGGUUGGGAAGAUGAUAAUCCAUCUGUCUUCAUAAUGACAAUAUUAAGUGACAAGACCUUAAGAGGUGAAUACCAAAUCACAAAUGGCUAUGGUCCAGAUAAGGCUCCUCAAGUGCUGCAGGAUCACUGGAACAGUUACAUCACCGAAGACGAUUUCAGGUUCUUAUCAUCGAACGGCUUGAAUGCGGUGAGGAUCCCAGUUGGAUGGUGGAUUGCAAAAGAUCCAACACCACCUAAGCCUUUUGUUGGAGGCUCCUUGCAAGCCCUGGACAAUGCUUUCACAUGGGCACAGUAAGAGUAGUUGCAACUUGUUAUAAAGUUA